Messenger RNA from Saprolegnia parasitica CBS 223.65, 2409 nucleotides. RefSeq lists its product as hypothetical. Gene Ontology annotation, molecular function: fatty-acyl-CoA binding. The annotation marks the transcript as partial. The transcript is spliced from 4 exons. NCBI's taxonomy places the organism in Eukaryota, Oomycota, Saprolegniomycetes, Saprolegniales, Saprolegniaceae. The record is from RefSeq and is a predicted model, not a curated record. Gene Ontology annotation, cellular component: cytosol; Golgi membrane; Ric1-Rgp1 guanyl-nucleotide exchange factor complex. Gene Ontology annotation, biological process: retrograde transport, endosome to Golgi; intracellular protein transport.
GCGUUCUCACUCGCGACACUCGCGCUCCAGUCGCAUGCGUUUUGCUCGACGCACAAGCUCGCGCUCGACGAAGACCAGGUCGUGUGGGAGUACGCGCUGCGCAUGCAGGCGACGCUCGGCGACUGCGUGUCGCCCAAGCCGUCGAUGCUCGCGUUCGAAGAGCGCGCCAAGUUUGACGGGUACAUGGCCCUCGCCGGCCUCUCGGGCCAUCUGGCCAUGCACCGGUACCUGAAACUCUACCUCUCCUGCUUUUCGCAAACAAACUGGCAGCCGAUCGAGGCGCUCGACCACUUGCUGGCCUUUCACAACCCCGAGACGCCGCGUCUUCCGACCGCGCUCCCGACGGUCGUGCUUGUCGACUUUGCGCGCUCGGUGCUGCCGAUGGGGAAGAGCGAUUUGCAUCUCCUCGAAGCGACGAGCGUCCACGUGCUCGCGGCCAACUGCAAGAACGACCCGUGCGGCGUGCUCUCGUCCAUUGCGAUCCCUGUGCCUAGCACGUACACGAACCAAAACAGCCCGAUGCAGCUCCUCGCCGUCUCGCCCGACGAUACCCGCGUCGCCGUCGCAGGGGCCCGUGGCUUUGCCCUCCUCCACAAGCCCAAAGGUGCGUGGCUCUGCUUCGGGAACGUUCACGACGAGCAAGCCUUCCGCGUUGUCGCGAUGGACUGGUGGCACAACGAAGCGCUCGUCGUUCUCGUGCUCCAAGACGAUCUGCUUCUCAUUGACGUCUACGCCCGCGACCGCCUCGAUGCCCGCUGCUGCCGCCUCGUCUUGCCGCCGACCGCGUUCUUUUACGCGAUUGCCGUCGACCACGAUCGCGUCUACUGCCUCUCGCUGCAGCAAGUGCUCGUGUACCGCAUUGCGACGUCCGGGUCGGCUGACGCGGGGAGUCUCCGCUUUGAGAUUGAGUUUGAGCGGGCCGAGGCGCUGCCGCGCUGCAACGCCAUGGUCGGCCAAGCGCACUUGUUUGUGCCGAUUCCGCGCCUCCUGCCACAGUCGAAUGCCGCAUACAAGAAAAGCGGCGCGUGGUUCACCGGCUGGCUCGGUCUCUUGGGCGAAUCAAACAAGCAUAUGCUCUUGCCACGGUUCGCGCUCCUCGAUACGCUCGGGUGUCUCUACGUGUGGGACCCCGAAACAAAGGAGCAGGUGCUCUUGGCCAGUGACAUCUCGCACGUCUCGACCUGGCGCGGCCCUCACGAGCUCCCGACACCGUGCACGCUCAUGCACGGCUUGUAUGGCCCCAAGGGCUUUCAGGCGUGGUGGCCGCUCCUGGACGGCGUUGAUUUUGAGCCGAAGGCGCAUGCCGAUGCACUCCGAUCGUUUCUACAAGUCCACGACCCGAUGCGCGCGCGCAGUAUGGGCAAGCUCCAAGGAUCGCCCGAAGAGAUGGCCAACACGUACUAUGAGCUCUUGGCCGAGUACGGGGUCCAACUCGAGAUCGCCAACGCCGAGCCAGAGUCGUCGGAUAUUCCGACAUCGGUGCACUGCAUCAUGGUCGAUCCUGUCUUGAAAUUCAACCCGGAAGUGCAGCUCGUGGGGAUCCAUGCCCGGUUCGGCGUCCUCGUUGGCGCGUUCCAAGACCAAUACGUCGGCAUCUACGACAUUGCGGCCCGUGUGCAGCCGCUCUUGCACUCGCUUCUCUCGCUGUUGCUGGUGCAGAAGCAGUCGACGCUCGCGCACGCGUGCUUGGAGGUCAUGACGGCGCGCCUCGGUCUCACGACGCCUACGAAAGAGCUCGUGCUCGUGACCGCACUCGACAAUGCGUUUCGACGGGUCUGGCCGCGUGCAGUCGUCGAGCGCACGCUGCUUUUGCUGCAGGACCCCGAGAACGAGAUGGAAACGUACUGCGAAAUCGUGGCCAACGUCGCGCGCAAGCGCCACGAAGUCCGGACGGCCGCCAACUUUCUCUUGUGCCUCGACGAGUCCGUGAGCACGCCGACGGUCGUGACGCGGACGCGCACCAACAGCUUUGCGCAGUUCCAGUCGCGGAGCGCGCUCGCGCUCGAGCUCAUUGUCGACUGCGUCGAGUGCGACGAAGACCAUUUGGCGCUGCAGCUGGUCCGCGUCGCGCGUGCGUGGGAGCCGGACCACUACUACCACGCGAGCAACGGCGCGUCGCCGCAGUACGAGCGCUACAUUGACGAGCAGCUCGGGAAAUAUGCCUUCCAGAUGCUUGUCCAGUACCGAUUCGACAAGGUCGUAUGGCUCCUCUCCCAGACCCAAGUGCCACUGCCCGUCCUGUUUGGCGACGAUCUCGGCGUCCGUAGCGAGAGUCUUGCGCUCAUCCACGAGCGCCUUGACGUUCUCUUGACCACGGACGAGCUGCGCUUGCUCCACAGCGCGGUCGCGGCAGCCAAGUACGAGCAGUGGGCCACGCUUCUGGACGCAGUGCUGCAGCAACACACGUAG